AUGGCUGUCACCUCCUCGUCGUCCAUACCGCACGGCGCGCACCACCGGCGCGUGUGGUCGCUGAUCUGCUGCCGCAACCCCGCCACGCACUCGUUCUACGGCGACGAUACCGACACGGAGAGCAGCACGCGCGGAGAUGCGCAACCCGCAGCAGCGGGCGCGGAGAAGCCGGCGGAGCCAGCGCAGCAAGUGCGGGGAGACGACGAUGGAACUCCGCUACUAUCACUUAAGGGAAAGGCGGAAGGCGCAUGUAUCGGGGGUGCGUCGCGCGCGAGAUUAGCAGCAAGGGAGGUGGAGCCGUCGGUGACGUCAUUCGGCGUCCCGAUCGGCCAUAAUGUAGCAGGACUUACGUCAUCAUCCGACCUGUCCAGCAGCGUAUCCACGUCAGCACCACACUCCGCAUUUAGCGCCGCGGGUUCCCCUUUUCGAACGGGGGGUUCCGGUUACCGAGAAUCUGCCGCAUCUGCCGAUGCCACGUCACCGCCGGAAAUUAUGGACAUGUGGAAGAGCCUCGAAGCCCCGACGUCGCCUAAGAACGGUUCCGCCGCGCCUCGCAAAUUGCGCGCCGCGCAUUCCAGCGACGCCUCGUUUCUCCCUUCACACCGCGCGGCUGUGCGCGUGGAAGUUCCGCAUUCUCCGGCGCAUUUCUCGGAUUUCGCCGUUUCGCCAACAAACUCCGAGGCUGGCAUGCAACGAACUCCGGGCGGCACUUAUUUGUCGUUUUCUAGCGCCCUGUCUCCCCGCACUCUGCAAUGCGCCUACUCGCUACAAACCGGCGCGCUUAUCGUCACGCCCAGCCCCUCCAAUUGGGCGGCUAUUGGCGGAAACUGCGGGGUGCGGGAGGGAGAGAGGCCGCACACUUCGCCGGGGGGAACUCGGAAAACGGGGAGAAAUUUGGAGUGGGAGCACGAGGCGCGGCGAUGGGAAGAGGCGGAGCAGCAGCGGCUGCGCAUGGAGGGGGAGGUGCGCGGAAUGGUUGCGCACCUCAUGGGGGAACUGCGCGCGGUAAGGCGGGCGGCGCAACAGCUGGCGCAACCGCUUUGCGCGGAUGUGGCAGAAAGCCGCGGGGAGGAAGAGAUUGUGCUCGGCGGAGAGGGAAGAGCGGAAUGCGCGGGAGGCGCUGAAGGAUUGGCGGCGGUUUCGGCGGCAGCGCGCGCGGUUCGGCUGCUGGUGAAGAGCAGCGACGCGAAUCGCAGCAUCGUGGCGGCUGUGCCGGGCGCCAUUGGCGCGCUCGUGGGGGUGGCGGACGCGCUGCUGCUGGCGGAGAGCGCGCGGAUCCGGGGAGCUGAGGGGCGGAAAGCGCGCGGAGGAAACACAACAGGCGAGGCGGAGAGGAGCGAAGGGGAAAGGCCAUUUGGGGGGACAGCGCGGUCUCUAGGUGAGGCGGAGCGCGGAGAUCGGUCGGGGACAGUGGGCGGGAAAAGUGCAGCAGCCUGCGGGGCGAUGGUGGCGGGUAGAGCGGAGGCCGGGGAGGCCGAAACGGCGGAAAGGGCGGAGGCAGCGGAAGGGGGGGAGCAGGUGCGCAGGGCAGCGAGCGCUGAGAGCGCGCGGAGGGAGAGUGCGCGGAGGGAGAGUGCGCGGGAGGCAGUGGGGCACGCGGUGACCGCGCUGCUGAACCUGUCGCUGUCGCCCGCCACUCACGGCGCCUUGCUGGCCGAGGGCGCUGUGGACGCGCUCUCUCGCCUCGUGGCUCGCCCCUGCUGCCCUCGUGGCCGUGAUGACAGCAGUGGUGGUGAUGGUGAUGGAGAGGGGGGAGGGGGAGACGGGUGCCAAGGGUCCCGCACAGGAGAGGAGGGGGCGUGCACAGCGAGUGAAGAUGGGUCAGUAGGAUCAGUGGGGGCAGCAAAUUGGGGCGGGGUGCUGUCAGUGGUGUCGCAGGAGGCACGGGAGAAUGCAGCUGCCGCCCUAUUCAUGCUCACCUCCACCGCUCUGAAUCCCUUUGGAUGCGACCUGGACGCAAUGCGGCGGCGGGUGGCGGCCACUGCAGGCGCCAUCGUCGGCCUGGUCCACAUGCUGCCGCCCUCGCCCGCCCUCUCCCUGCGUGGCCGCAAGGACGCCGCCCUCACGCUCUUCAACCUCUCCCUCUGCGCCGACCUCGUGCCGUCCAUCAUCGCGGCCGGCGCCGUUUGUCCUUUAGUGCGGAUGCUGGAGGAGGAGGAGGGGGGGAUGCGGCUGGGCCUGGAGGAGAAAGCAGCAGCCGUGCUGGCACGGCUGGCGCAGGUCAAGGAGGGCAGCAGGCAGAUCGUUGCCGCCGGUGGUAUACCACCGCUGGUGGAGCUGCUAGGGGCGAGCUGCACGGCGCUGGGGGUAUCCCCAUCCAUGGCUUCUCUGGCAGAGCUGAGUGCCGUGUCAGAGGAAGGGGCAGGAGGGGGAGGAGGGGGGAGUAUGGGAAGCAGCGCAGGGGAGCAGCAGCGGUGGAGGAGGGUGCAGAAGGAUGUGGGGGCGGUACUGUUGAGAGUGGUGGAGGAGGAGGGUGCACGGCAGGAGAUGCUGGAGGAGGGUGCGCUGCUGGUGCUGCGCAAGAUGAGGCAUCGCGGGUCGUCAAGAGCCCGACUCAUGGCUAACCAGUUGCUGGAUGGACUGCAAAGCAAGACCGCACAUUAG
Messenger RNA from Closterium sp. Yama58-4, 2604 nucleotides. NCBI's taxonomy places the organism in Eukaryota, Viridiplantae, Streptophyta, Zygnematophyceae, Desmidiales, Closteriaceae. The record is from the annotation of a GenBank genome assembly.